This is a messenger RNA of Durusdinium trenchii, 1205 nucleotides long. Lineage: Eukaryota; Dinophyceae; Suessiales; Symbiodiniaceae. The record is from the annotation of a GenBank genome assembly.
GGAACGCUCGAUUUGACAAGUUGCGAGCUGCUGCAGAAAAUGGUAGCAUUGUACCACCAGUAGAUCUACGUUACUUGAAGAAGGGUCAGCCCGUGCAAGAUCGCCAUGGCGAUUGUGCUCGAGGAAGAAUUGUAUCAUUCUUGGAAAGUGUUUACCAUGGGCAGGCAGAGACCCUUCCAGAUGUCCGUGACAACAUUGUGGACGUGGACAUGAAGGUGAUAGAUGUUCAGGUGGUUGCAGAUCCGUACGUUGACGCAUUGAAUGCAGCCAAUCCAGCUACAGAGCUUCCUUCCAAGAAGGAAGGCAGAAAACAGCAUCAGAGAUUGAAGAACAAAUCAGUCCAGGUGAACACGGAUCGUUCCCAAUUUGAAGAGCGAUUUCUGCCACCUGGCACUAUGAUGGAUUAUUAUGAGCUGAUGAAAGCAGCCGAACCAGAUCUCCCUCCAGUAAGCUUCAGCAGCUUUUGGAGGACGUGGAAAUCGGAGUUCACACACUUAAAGUUUAGAGCAGCUUCAUCACACGCGGUUUGCGCUAUAUGCCUCAAACACAAGAUGUGGAUACAAGAGAUGAGCGGGCACGCUCGUGCGCGUACCAAGCAACGCGAGUUGUACUCCAAGCAUUUGCAGAGCCAAUAUAUGGAUCGGGUCGAAUACUGGACCCUCAGAUCAUCGGCGCGUUUAAGGACCUCCCUCGUGGUGAUGAUGAUUGACAGCUGUGAUCAAGCAAAAUUUUGCUACCCCAGGGGCAUGGUCUACCAAUCGAAAGAGUUGGCGUCUUUGAUCCGACCGAGGGCCCACAUCACGGCCAUCCUGGUCCACGGGAGGGUGCCUCUGGGUUUGCCAAAUGCCAUUGCGCCUCGCAAUCCCAUCCCAGCGGACUACAAGGAUCACAUUCUCAAGUUCAUCCCUUCCUUGGAGCAGUACAAGCUUUACAGAGCAGCGGAGCAUUUGAAAUCUUGGGUGCUGGAUCAGCUUGUCUUGCAGCCGCUCCUUGAUGUUUCCGCGCUGACCCGUGGAAAGGACACCCGCAAGGACGCCCAAGCCUACGUUGCCAGGGCGAGAGAGUCGAUCACUUUGAAAGCAGCUGCAACAGCAUGGGCUCACGGAGUGCCUUGGGGUGAAGCCUUGGAUAUCGCCACGAGGACACUGGCAAAGGCUUCCCCCAAGCCAAAGGCGCUUCCAAAGCGGGGACCUAGGAGGAGAUGA